UUUAUUUGACAGAUAGAGAGAGAGAGAGAGAGACAAAGGUCUUCCUUCCGUUGGUUCACUCCCCAAAUGGCCGCCACGGCCAGCACUGGGCCGGUCUGGAGCCAGGAUCCAGGUGCUUCUUCCUGCUCUUUCAUGUGGGUGCAGGGGCCCAAGCACCUGGGCCAUCCUCCACUGCCUUCCCAGGCUACAGCAGAGAGCUGGACUGGAAGAGGAACAACCAGGACUAGAACCCAGCACCCAUAUGGGAUGGCUGUGCUGCAGGCUGAGGAUUAACCAAAACCUGCGUCCAAUAAGUUACCAAUGACCUGAACGUGAUGUUUUCUGGAGAGUCCACAGCUUCUCUACUUCCUCCUCUAAAUUGUGGAUUCCACUUCAUUUAAUACUCACUGAACCUGUGUUGUGCGUGAGUAUUGUCUUUGAUGUUGUUAAUGUGAUUGGAGUUUUCUUUGAUAAUUUACCUGUUCUAUUGAAUACUUCUAUAUUGUUGUUACUGUUAUGAUCACUGUUAUUUUUUUCACAACAGUGUCCAGAAUAAAACAAUGUGAUUAUUUCAGACACUUGGUUUUAGGCCAAUUUCUCUUUCUCAGUUUACCAAUCUCUAAAUGUUUAGAAGAGUGUUCAAUGACUGGAUUUAGGGUACACUGUCUUGAACUGUUCACAAAUAGUUGAUGUUUUUCUUUGUCUCAAUCUUAUUGGAUGUUCAGCAUUCAUACUUGUUAAUCUUCUGCAAUGUAACGGGGACAAAUGAGGCAUAUAGUCGCCUCAGAACCAGAGAUGAAUUUAUCAGCGGGAGAGGGAUAUCACGAAAGUACCGGAUACUCCACUGUGGGCCUCAUACUCUGUGUUCUUCCCGACCCUGGCCCUCCACUUUCUAUUAUACUUGCACCUCAAGUCUCUUCUGAUACCAAGCUUACUCUCCAAUGAGGCAAUGGUGCAUUGUUUUCCUCAAUCUGGAGUGUUUCAUUUUUCUCACUUCCCCUCAUUAUGAACCUGUCUCUCCUUUCUUAGCUCUACUAUUCCUAUGAAAGAGAACUCUCUCCUACUCACCAUUCCAGGAUAAAUUAGUACUUCGAUUUUUUGUCUGUCCUUAGUUAACAUUCUUAGGCAUUCAUGCUACUGAAUGCUUUUCUAUCAUGCAAAAUGUAAAGAUUUAUUUUCAUAUCCUAAAUUUGCCUUGUCAUCUUUCUUAGAUGAUUUUAUUUCUCUAAAAUUUGGAUCUUUAAAACAAAAUUCAUCCAGUAUAUAUUUUUUCCUGUUAAUCUGCUGAUUUUAAUAGAAUGUAUUUGUUUUUUUAAAUGUUAUCAGAAUGUUUUUUUUUACCUAGAAACCUUUUAUUUAAAGUAUACAAACUUCUUGCAUUUCAUAAAUACAACUUUAGGAACAUAGUGAUUCUUUCCACCCUACCCAACCUCCCACCUGCAGCCCCAUGCUCUUCCUCCUCCCUCUCCUGUUCCAUUCUUAUUUUUUACUAGGACCUAUUAUCAAUUGACUUUAUACACAGGAGAUUAACUCUAUACUAUUAAAGAGUUCAGGGCUGGCACCCUGGAUCACUUGGUUAAUUCUCCGCCUGCAGCACCCGCAUCCCAUUUGGGCACCGGGUUCUAGUCCCCAUGCUCCUCUUCCAGUCCAGCUCUCUGCUGUGGCCCCAGAGGGCAGUGGAGGAUGGCCCAAGUGCUCGGGCCCCUGUACCCGCAUGGGAGACCAGGAGGAAGCACCUGGCUCCUGGCUUUGGAUCGGUGCCAUUGGGGGAGUGAACCAAUGGAAGGAAGACCUUUGUCUCUCUCUCACUGUCUAUAACUCUACCUGUCAGAUAAAUAAAUGAAAAAAAAAAGAGUGCAACAAAUAGUAUGAAAAAAGAAACUGUUCCACAAUGGUUGAGACAAGGGCUGUUCAAAGUCGUUGCAUCUCAAAGUGUCAAUUUCACUUCUAUACAUCACCUUUUAGGGCCUCUCUUAGUUACCAUAGGUCAGGGAGAACACAUGGUAUUUGUCCUUUGGGGUGGCUUUUUCACUUAAGUAUAAUGUUUUCCAGUUGCAUCCAUUUUGUUGCAAAUGACAGGAUUUCAUUUUUACAGCUGUGUAGUAUUCCAUAGUGUACAUAUCCCAUCAUUUCCUUAUCCAGUUUUCAGUUGACAGACAUUUGGGUUGAUUCAAUAUAUUAGCUAUUGUGAAUUGAGCUUCAGUGUACGUGGGGGUAUAGAUAACUCUUUCAUAUGCUGAUUUUAUUUCCCUUGGGUUUAUUCCCAGGAGUGGGUUGACUGGGUCCUAUGGUAGGUCUGUAUUCAGAUUUCUGAGGUCUCUCCAUCUGUCUUCCACAGUGGUUCUAUCAGUUUAGAUUCCCAUCAACAAUGGACCAGACUACCUUUUUCCCCACAUCCUCACCAGCAUUUGUUGAUUGUUGAUUUCUGUAGAAAGCAAUUCUAACAGGGGAGAGGUGAAGCCUCAUUAUGGUUUUUAUUUACAUUUCUCUGAUGGCUAGUGAUCCUGAGCAUUUUUUCAUGUAUCUGUUGGCCAUUUGGAUAUCCUUUUUAAAAAAAUGCUUGUUGAAAUCCUUUGCCCAUUUCUUAACUGGACUGUAUUUUGUUGUUGAGUUUCUUGAGCUCUUUAUAGACUCUGAAUAUUAACAGUUUAAGUAGAAUGUGUCUGGGGGUCUGCGCUGGGACGUAGUGGGUAAAGCCACCGCCUGUGGUACUGUUAUCCCAUAUGGGCGCCAGUCAGGACCCAGAUGCUCCACUUCUAAUCCAGAUCUCUGCGUUAGCCUGGGAAGCAGUAGAGGAUGGCUCAGGUCCUUGAGCCCCUGCACCCACGUGGGAGACCUGGAAGAAGCUCCUGGCUUCAGAUUGGCAUGGCUCCAGCUGUACUGGCCAGUUGGGGAGUGAACCAGCAGAUGGAAGACCUCUCUCUCUCUCUCUCUCUCUCUCUGCCUCUCCUUUUUUCUCUGUGUAACUCUGCCUUUCACAUAAAUGGAUAAAUCUUUAAAAGAAAUACAUUGUUUUAAAAAAAGUAAUGCAUUUGUACUUGAGAGUAUGCAUUUGUGGGUACACAGACAUACAUCCCUUACAUUUUAUGUCAUUGACUGUGUGUUUUUGUGUCCUUCUCUCCUUGAUGUUGUCCCAUGCCUUUUCUUCUUCUUAAAAGAAUUAACCUGGCAGACAUUCUGUCUAAGAAGGAGCCAGGGGGAUCUUCAUGAAAUAGAAGUGCUGUACAACAGUCAAAAGAGGUCAUAGAACUAUUGUAUUAACAUGAUCAGAAUUCCAUUCUUGAUGGCUGACCCAAUUCAAGAGCCAAAUGUAUCCAUACAAGAAAUAUUUAUUGUGAUGUUAAAAGUUCUCAUUUUUGAAAUGCUCACUGUAUGUCAUAAGAAUCCCAGUAGCAAAAUCACAUGCAUCAUCUAAAUUAAUUUUGCUACAUAUACUAUCUUACUAUACCUGGAGAGACUUAUGUAUCUGAAAUUAUUAUCAUAAAAGGACGAGUUUAGGGGCUGGCAUUGUGGCAUAGUCGGUAAAGCUGCCAUCUGCAACACUGGCAUCGCAUAUGGGUGCUGUUUUUGUGUCUGGUUGUUCCACUUUCAAUCCAGCUUCAUGCUAAUGUACCUUUAAAAGUAGUGGAAUAUUGCCCAAGUGCUUGGGCCACUGCCACACCUGUGUGAGUCUGGAUGAAGAUCCUUUUUCAAGCCUGGCACAGCCCUUGCCAUUCAUGCCAUCUGGGUAGUGAGCCAGUGCAUGGGAGGUUGACAUAUCUCUCUCUCUCUCCCCCCACCCUGCCUUCCAAAUAAAAUAAUUUUUUUAAAACAGGAAGAGUUUAAAGUGUUAAUAAUGACAUCUAAUACUCAUUGAUUCUUACUGUGUACCGAGACAUUUUUACACUUCACAAGGAGAUAGUAGUAAUAACCACAUUUUUUAGAAGGAAAAGCAUAAGACACUGAGAGUGGACUUCUAUAUCACUAGGAAGUAUCAGCACAAGACAAAGGUUAUUUGAGUUGAAAGCCAUGCUUUAAUUACCAUUGUAUAGAUAUUAGAAUGUUGGAAUGAUGGAUAUUAUCAAAAAAAAAAAGAACAUACUGUGUUUCUAAAGGCUUUGUAGAGUAAUCCCAAAGAAAAAACUCAUUUAUGAGCGUAGAUUCCAGCUGGAGAAGUAGAACUAGUAAGUAGAUGAUAAAGGAAGAGAUUACUGGCAAAUAAAGGAAGUCAGGAUAAUUAUGCAUGUUCACCUGGGAAAUCCUCUAGAAAUUGGAAGAGUCAUUGGCAGGACUCAAUAGAAGAUCACAGAUAUCCAUCAAGGGCAGUUUGUUGAUGAUGUGGUUCCAGUUGGCUGUUGAUUCAGUAUUGUCUUGCCUCCUUUCCUACAAGAUUCCCCAGCUCUAUGGAAGUAGAAAACCACACAGGAAAAUCACAGUUCCUCCUCCUGGGCCUCUCAGAUGAUCCUGAGCUGCAGCCACUGAUCUUUGGGUUGUUCCUGUCCAUGUACACGGCCACAGUGCUUGGGAACAUGCUCAUCAUCUUGGCCACCAUCUCUGCCUCCCACCUCCACACCCCCAUGUACUUCUUCCUCUGCAACCUGUCCUUUGUUGACAUCUGUUUUGUCUCCACCACAGUCCCAAAGAUGCUGGUGAACAUCCAGGCACACAGCAAGGACAUCACCUACAUAGAAUGUCUCAUCCAGGUGUAUUUUUUAUUGAUUUUUGCUGGAAUGGAUCAUUUCCUACUGACCAUCAUGGCUUAUGACCGGUUUGUGGCCAUCUGCCACCCUCUACAGUACACAGUAGUCAUGAACCCCCGCCUCUGUGUCUUCCUGGUUCUGAUGUCGUGGUGCUUCCUUUCCUGGGUCUCCCUGCUUCACCUUCUGCUGCUGAUGAGGCUGACUUUCUCUACUGGCACUGAGAUUCCCCACUUCUUCUGUGAACUGGCUCAGCUUCUCAAGGUGGCCAGCUCUGAUACCUUCAUCAAUGACAUCACCUUGUAUGUGGCAACUGCCCUGCUGGGCUUGUUUCCUGCCGCCGGGAUCCUCUUCUCUUACUCUCAGAUUUUCUCCUCCUUAAUGAGGAUGUCCUCUGCUGUGAGCAAGUACAGAGCAUUUUCUACCUGUAGUUCUCACCUCUCUGUGGUCUCCUUGUUCUAUGGAUCAGCUUUUGGCGUCUAUCUCAGUUCUGCUGUGACACAAGCUUCCCUGAGAAUCUCCAUUGCCUCAGUGAUAUACACUGUGGUCACCCCGAUGCUGAACCCCUUCAUCUACAGCCUGAGGAACAAGGAUGUGAAGGGGGCUUUGGGCCAGCUCCUCGGCAGAGCAGUGCCUUGUCCUUGAUGAAUCCAUGAACUAAGGCUCAGGACAUUGCAGGUGGGGGAAAUGUGAAUUUCAUAUCCUGGCUCUUUUCUCCGACAAAGGACAUCCUUUGAUUUCUUCUGUUUCUCAAGAAUCUAUGGUUUUGGUUGUAUAUAUUUUUACAUUUGCUUCUCCUCAGUUUCCUCAGUACACCCAUCUCAUCUUUUCUUCCUUAUACAUGGUCCUGUAAAUUCCAUGUGUGGUUGUUUCUCUUUCAGAAAUUCCUAAUUCUAAAUGUCCUAUACAUUACUUAUACUCUAAAGUGUUCACAGGGUUUCCUCAAAAGUUAUCCUCUUAUUGGGGCUGGUGUUUUGGUACUAGGUUAAGCUGUCACCUGUAUGCCAGUUUGAGUCCCAUGUGCUUCACUUCCCAUUCGGUUUCCUGGCAAUGCCCUUGGAAAAACUCAGAAUAUUAUACAAAUGCUUGGACCCCUUCCACCCGUGUGGCAGACCCAGAUGGAGUUCCAGGCUCCUAGCUUCAGCCUGGUCCACCCCUCUACAUUGCAGCCAUAUUGGGAGUUAACCAGUGGGUGGAACAUUUCUCUCUCCAUCUCUGCAACUCUGUGAUUUAAAUAACUAAAGCUUUACAAAAUUAUGCUCUUGUUGUGGUUUUGAUUUGAAUUUCCUUCAUGGCUAGUGAUAUUGAGUGUUCUUGGCCAUUUGCAUUUCUUCUUCUGAGAAAUGUCUACUCAGAUCAUUUGGCCUUUUCCUACCUGGAUUCUCAGUCAGAAGCAAUAAGUUCUAGUAUUCCACAACAAAUUAGGGUCCUUUGUUUCACAAUAAUAUAUUAUGUGCCUUAUAAAGAACCAGAAAAGAGGAUUAUCUAGGCUCCUAACACAAAGAAAAGAUAAAGAAAUGGAAAAGCCAGUUUCCUGGCCUUAUCAGCUUACCGUGUAGUUGAAAUACUUCACUGUACUCAAUAAAAAUGUGUUAAGUAUUGGGGUUGAAAUUGUGGUGCAGCAGGUUAAGCUGUCACUUAACCUGUUUUCCACAUUGAUGUGCCAGUUUAACUCCCAGCUACUCUGCUUAUGAUCUGACUCUCUGCUAAUGUGCCUUGUAGGGUAGCAGAUGAUGGCACAAGUGUUUGGGUUCCUGCUACCCAUGUUAGAAAUCUGGAUGGAAUUCUAGGCUUCUGUCUUCGGCCUGGCUCAGCCCUGGCUGUUUGAGGCAUAUAGGAAGUGAACCAGUAGGUGAAAGAUCCUUGUCUCUCCCUUUUUCUCUGUCCCUCUGCCUUUCAAAAAAAUUUUAAAAUUCUGUAAUUAUUGCAUGCUAAUAAAAACAUUUUAAAAGGACCAAUUAUCAUCUUGUGAAUUUUAAGUUUUCUCAUAACAAAAAAUGGAUUAAUAUUUGAGGCCAUAGUUAUAUUUAUUUCUCUGAUUGGAUAAUUUCACAAUUUGUAUGUGUAUUGAAAAAUCACCUUGUACUCCAUAAAUAUAUAAAAUUAUUGUUUGUCAGUUAAUAAUAAAGCUUUCAAAAUUUGCCCUCUUGUAUGCUGAUUUUUGUCUUGUUGAUUUGUGUUUUUGUUUUCUCUGGAAUAUUGAAGUGAACAUCAUAUGACAGUGCAAGAUAAGUGCUGACCAUAUCAAAACUGUGCUUGCAUUACAUAGAUGAUGCUUUCUAAUCCUGAAGAUGUGUGAGAGAUCCUCUUCCUUCACCCUAUUUCUUGGAUGAAGAAACUGAGAUAGUGAUGGACAACAAUCUAGCAACUUGACACUAAGAAGGCCCAUACCCCUAACUUAGCCAUCCUGCUUUUUCUAAACAUAGUGACGUGAUUUUCAAUAUGAAAAGCUGGAUUUUUGGCUGGCGCCACGGCUCACUAGGCUAAUCCUCCACCUGCGGCACCAGCACCCUGGGUUCUAGUCCCGGUUGGGGCGCUGGAUUCUGUCCCAGUCACUCAUCUUCCAGUCCAGCUCUCUACUGUGGCCCGGGAAGGCAGUGGAGGAUGGCCCAGGUCUUUGGGCCCUGCACCCACAUGGGAGACCAGGAGGAAGCAUCUGGAUCCUGGCUUCAGAUUGGCACAGCACGUUGGCCGUAGCGGCCAUCUGGGGGGUGAACCAAUGGAAAAAAGGAAGACCUUUCUCUCUGUCUCUCCCUCUUUCACUGUCUAACUCUGCCUGUCAAAAAAGAAAAAAAAAGAAAUGAAAGAGAAAAGAAAAGCUGGAGUCUAGCCACAAAGCUGGUUUGUUCACAUGAUCCAUACUGAUGUACUACCUGUGAUAACUCUGGGAUGCUGCCUCAUUCUUAUUUUCUUGCUUCUUCCUUCCUUCCUUCACUCUUUUCAUCCUUAUUUGAAUCCUUUCAUCUUCCUCUGUGGCUGUUUUGUUGGUUAGUGCUAAUUUGCUUUGCUCCUUUUCUUGACUGAAUAGUAUUCCACUGUUUGUGUAUACAACUUGUAUAUCCAUUCACUCUCUGAUCGACAAUUGGGUUAUUUCAAUAUUUCGGCUAUUGUGAAGGGUACCUUUGUGGACAUGUUUGAACAUUUUCUUGAGUACUUCUUUUCCAUUACUGGGGGAACAUACCUAUGUAUCACACUUGCUAGGCUAUACCUUAAUUGUAUGUUUGACUUUUUGAGUAACUACAAAACUGUUUUUCAUGGUAGUUAGCACAUUUUACAUUCCUAGAAAUGUAUCAAGGUUAUAAUAUCUUAACAUCAUUCCCAAUACUUUAAAAUUGUUCUCUUUAAAAAGAAAAUGAUGGCUUCCUAGUGAGUUUGAAGAGUUAUCUCAUUGUUAUUUUGAUUCAGAUUUCCCUAGUGAUUGAUCAGAUUUCUGUGUACUUGCUGGCAAAGUGUCUUGUCUUCUUUGGAGAAAUGUCUUUUCAAGUAUUUCCUCAUUUUUGGUGUGUGUGUGUGUGUGUGUACUUUUUUUAUUUCUGACUGGAAGGGUUCUUUAUAUAUUCUGGACACUUUACCCUUAUGAGGUAGAUGAGCAUAUUUGCUAAUAUUUGCCUCAUCAUGUAUAUCUUUCAGUUUCUUUCAAAUAUAUGAUGUAUUAUUAUUAACUGUACUCAGCAUGAUGUACAGUAGAUGUCUUGGAUUUAUUCCUCCUCCCUAACAUAGAUUUUGUAUCCUUUGAUCAAAUGUGCUCAAUUCCCUGCCCUACAGACUCUGAUGUCACCAUUUUACUUUCUAGAGUUCAACCCGUAUGGGCAACCCAUAUGCUGGAAACCCAUAUGGGCACCAGUUCAAGUCCCCACUGCUUCACUUCCAAUUCAGCUUUCUGCUGUGGCCUGGGAAAGCAAUAGAAGAUGGUUCAAGUCCUUGGACCCCUGCACCCAUAUGGAAGACCCAAAAGAAGCUCUGGCUCCUGGCUCCUGGCUCCUGGCUCCAGAUCAGCACAGCUCUAGCCACUGCAGCCAUUUGGGGAGUGAAACAGCAGAUGGAGACCUCUCUCUCUCUGCCUGUCUUUAUUUUUUUUAACAGGCAGAGUUAGAGAGAGAGAGACAGAGAGACAGAGAGAAAGGUCUUCCUUCCAUUGGCUCACCCCCCUCAAAUGGCCACUAUGGCCAGCGCACUGCGCCAAUCCGAAGCCAGGAGCCAGGUGCUUCCUCCUGAUUUCCCAUGCGGCUGCAGGGCCCAAGGACUUAGGCCAUCUUCCACUGCCUUCCCGGGCCACAGAAGAGAACUGGACUGGAAGAGGAGCAACCGGGACAGAAUCCAGUGCCCCAGCUGUGACUAAAACCCACGCGGAGGAUUAGCCUAGUGAGCUGUGGCACUGGCCUUUCUCUCUGCCUCUGCUUCUCUCUAACGCUGCCUUUCAAAUAAAUAAAUAAAUCUUUUUUUAAAACAAAAUCUUGUUUUAAAACUUUGUCAAGCCAAUGAUUAAGAAUGUUAAACUUCUAUAGUUUGAACUGUGAUUACUUUAAAAUUUACUGUAUAUGGGUGAAAUGGUCAUUUUUCCUUUCAGUUAUUACUUAAAGCCACUGUCUAUAUUUCCACUAAACCAGGGUCUGUUUUGUUUUCAUUUGUUAAACUUCAGUGAAGUAUUAAGCCCCUUUACUAUAAUGUAAAUUUAAAAUAUAUUACCUCAAAAAAAAGAGGGAGAAGGAAGGAUAGGGUUGGGAGAGAAAAGAGGGGGAGGGAGGAAGGGAAUAUUAUUAUGUUCUUAGAAUUGUAUCUACGUAUCACAUUGAAUCUGUUAAAAACUAGUUAAAAUACUACUCAAAUCUGUGUCUACAGGUAUGCACACAGUAAGCUUGACAAUUUCUUUUAUACGGUUGACAUCUUGGUCUCAUUGUUUAUUUUACAUCCUUUAUUCAGCACCCACAAUGUAACAGUACCAGGUAAGUCCCUAGAAACUAAAAAGAGCAAAUUCAGACUCACAAAUGAACACUGAUAUCUCAGUGUGAGAGGGGCCAUCAAGGCAAAGUGUAGGGUGCUCUACUCUGGGCUUCAUACCAUCUGUCCCUGCUGGCCUUCUCCACUCUCCAUUUCAGCAGCCUCUCAAUUCUCUUCCUACACCAAGCUCACUGCCCGAGAGGGCAGCUGAACAUUCUAUCUCAGCCUAGGUUGUGUCUGUCUUCCUUGCUCUGACACGAUGACCCAUCCUUCCUCUCUUAGUUCAAGUUCUUCUAUUUCAGGGGCAUAUGUCUUGUUCAUUUUCCUAAACUAAUUUUUUUGUCUAUAAUUCAUUUUAAUUAUCUAAACAUUCAUGAUAGUGACCCACUUUUCUAUCAUGGAGAAUUUUAAAUAUUUAAUUUAAAAUCUUAAGUUUGCUUUUUGUUUUUUUAGGGUGGUUCAGUUUCUAUAAUUUUGGGUAAUUUUUGGUCAAAUUCAUCCAUCAUAUAGUUUGCCAAUUAACUGUGUUGAUUUUGAUGCAAGACAUGCUCACUUGAGAGAAUGCACACACACACGCUUUGUGCUUUAUUUUAAUGAUCGAGUAUUUUCGUUUCUUCCUUUUUUAAAAAAGAUUUAUUUAGUCAUUUGAAAGAAGCCUGUCAAAAAAAAGAGAAGAGAGAGAAGGAGAGGCAGAGAGAGAGAGAGAGAGAAUGGGAGAGAGAGAGAGAGGUGUCUUCUAUGUGCUGGUUCACUCCCCAGUUGGCUUCAAUGGCUGGAGCUGCACUGAUCUGGAGCCAGGAUCCAGGAGCUUCUUCCAGGUCUUCCACAUGGGUGCAGGGGCCCAAGGACUUGGGCCAUCUUCUACUGCUUUCCCAGGCCAUAGCAGAGAGCUGGAUUGGAAGUGGAGCAGCCAGGACUUGAACUGGCACCCAUAUGGGAUGCCAGCACUACAGACAGCAGCUUCACCCACUAUGCCACAGCACCAGCCCCUUGUUUCUUGUUAUUUAGCCCACAUUUUUUUUUCUUUUCUUGGAAGAAUAUACCUAGCAAGUAUUCCCUGAAAAAGAAGUCAUAAUGACUUCAUAUACAGGAAUGUUGUAUGGUGGUCAAUAGAGGUAACAGAUCCAUUGUAUUUAUGAGAUCAAGAUUCCAUCUUUGACGAUGCCCUAAUUUGGAGGGGAUAUCCUUACAGUUCCAUCUUUGGUCAGUUUUUCUUUUUACAGGCAUUCUUGAGAUUUCUGAUCUGACAUAUGAAGUACUUCCAAAUAAAAUGCUGAGGUUGCCUUAAAAUUAUGCUUUUGAGGCUUUUAAAUGUUCUUCCCACAAAGAAAUGAUGAAUGUUCAAGGUAAUAGACAUAUAUUAUUCCACAGUGUAUAUAAAUAUUUAACCAUCACAUUGUACCCCGUAAAUAUGUAUAACUACCUUCUCAAUUAAAAAUAAAAGUACUCAAAUAUUGUGCCCUUCCCCUCCAUUCUAUCAUGUGCUUGUUCUUCCUUGGAAGAAACGGAAUGGAAAUCAUACAGCAAAGGCAGAGGGCCUAUGGUAUCAGGUCUGUGCUCAUUGCUUUUACAUGAAUGACUUCUUUAAUCAUGAAAAUGUUUCAUUGAGAAAUUUUCUCUCUUGCAUUCCAUUUCUCAAAGGAAGAGUGAGAUUGGAUCGGACAAUAACCCAGCAAGCUGAUACUGAGCCCACGCUCUUAUCUUUGCUAUCUUUCUCGUCAUAGGAACAGUGAUGUGAUUUUCAACAUGGUAGCAGGAACCUCCCUGUGAAAGCAGGUUCAGUCAUAUGGGUAUUAGUCAUGUACUGCCCAGCAUAACUCCGAGAUGUUGCCUUGUUCUUUUUGAUGCAUCCUUCCUUCCUUCUUCCCACUCUCAUUCCCUCUUUCCCUCCUUUUCUCUUUCCUUUGGGCUGUUUUAUUGGUUAAAGUUAACUUGCUCUAUUUCUUCUUAUGGCUGAAUUAUUUUCAAGUAUAUUCAUUUAAACACUGAUGGACAUUUGAAUGAUUUCCAGUUUUUGGUUAUUGCGAGUAAUACCACUGUGGACAUGCAUGCACAUUUAUUUGUUUUGAGUAUUUGAGUUAAAUUAUUUGGAGAAUAUAUUUAGGGGCAGAGUGCUGGAUAAUGUUGUAAUUAUAUGUUUAUUUUUUCUGAGAAAUUGCCAAGCUAUUUUUUCAAAGCAAUGUAGCAGGGUUCUAAUAGCUUUACAUCCUUGGUAAUAGUGAUUUUACAGGUGUGGUGGAAAAGAUACCCUAAUACACUGCUGGUGGGAAUGUAAACUAGUAAAACCAUUAUGGAAGACAGUAUAGCGAUCCCUUGGAGAUCUGAAAAUAGAUAUACCAAAUGACACAUUCACUUCUGUGAAUUUUUUUAACUUUUAUUUAAUGAAUAUAAAUUUCCAAAGUACAGAAUAUGGAUUACAAUGGCUUCCACCCCAUAACGUCCCUCCAACCCGCAACCCUCCACUUAUCCACUCCCUCUCCCCUUCCAUUCACAUCAAGAUUCAUUUUCGAUUCUCUUUAUAUACAGAAGAUCAGUUUAGCAUACAUUAAGUAAAGAUAUCAACAGUUUGCUCCCACACAGAAACAUAAAGUGAAAAAUACUGUUUGAGUACUAGUUAUAGCAUUAAAUCUCAAUGUACAGCACACUAAGGACAAAGAUCCUACAUGAGGAGUAAGUGCACAGUGACUCCUAUUGUUGACUUAACAAAUCGACACUCUUGCUUAUGGCAUCAGUAAUCACCCUAGGCUCUUGUCAUGAGCUGCCAACGCUAUGGAAGCCCCCUGAGUUCACUGACUCUGAUCAUAUUUAGACAAGGCCAUGGUCAAAGUGGAAGUUCUCUCCUCCCUUCAGAGAAAGGUACCUCCUUCUUUGAUGACCCGUUCUUUCCACUGGGAUCUCACUCACAGAGACCUUUCAUUUAGGUUUUUUUUCCCCCCCAGAGUGUCUUGGCUUUCCAUGCCUGAAAUACUCUCAUGGGCUCUUCAGCCAUAUCCAAAUGCCUUAAGGGCUGAUUCUGAGGCCAGAGUGCUGUUAGGACAUCUGCCAUUCUAUGGGUCUGCUGUGUAUCUCACUUCCCAUGUUGGACAAUUCUCUCCCUUUUUGAUUCUAUCAGCUAGUAUUUGCAGACACUAUUCUUGUUUAUGUGAUCCCUUUGGUUCUUAGUCCUAUCAUUAUGAUCAAUUGUGAACAGAAAUUGAUCACUUGGACUAGUGAGAUGGCAUUGGUACAUGCCACCUUGAUGGGAUUGAAUUCGAAUCCCCUGGUAUGUUUCUAACUCUACCGUUUGGGGCAAGUCAGCUUGAGCAUGUCCCAAAUUGCACAUCUCUUCCCUCUCAUUCCCACUCUUACAUUUAACAGCAAUCACUUUUCAGUUAAGUUUCAGCACUUAAGAAGAAUUGUGUAUUGAUUACAGUAUUCAACCAAAAGUAUUAAGUAGAACAAACAAAAAAAAUACUAAAAGGGAUAACAUAUUAACCUGCUCAUCAACAGUCAGGGUGAGGGCUGAUCAAGUCACCGUUUCUCAUAGUGUUCAUUUCACUUUAACAGGUUGCCUUUUUGGUGCUCAGUUAGUUGUCACCUAUCAAGGAGAACAAGUGGUAUUUUUCCUUUGGGAUUGGCUUAUUUCACUAGGCAUAAUGUUUUCCAAAUUCCUAACAGGGAUCACUUUUCAGUUAAAAUUUAAACACCUAAGAAUAAUUGUGUGUUAAUUACAGAGUUCAAUCAAUGGUACUAGAACAAAAAAAUACUAAAAUGGAUAAAGUAUUACAUUGUACAUCAACCGUCAGGACAAGAGCUGAUCAAGUCACCGUUUCUCAUAGUGUCCAUUUCACUUCAGGAGGUUUCCUUUUUAUUGUUCAGUCAGUUGUCACCAAUCAUGGAGAACAUAUGAUAUUUGUCCCUUUGGUACUGGCUUAAUUCACUCAGCAUGAUGUUUUCCAAACUCCUCCAUCUUGUUGCAAAUGACCGGGUUUCGUUGUUUUUGACUGCUGUAUAGUAUUCUAUAGAGUACAUGUCCCAUAAUUUCUUUAUCCAGUCUACUUUGAUGGGCAUUUGGGUUGGUUCCAGGUUUUAGCUAUUGUGAAUUGAGCUGCAAUAAACAUUAAUGUGCAGACUGCUUUUUCGUUUGCCAAUUUAAUUUCCUUUGGGUAAAUUCCAAGGAGUGGGAUGGCUGGGUUGAAUGGUAGGGUUAUAUUCAGGUUUCUGAGGAAUCUCCAGACUGACUUCCAUAGUGGCUUGACCAGUUUGCAUUCCCACCAACAGUGGGUUAGUGUCCCUUUUUCCCCACAUCCUCUCCAGCAUCUAUUGUUGGUAGAUUUCUGAAUGUGAGCCAUUCUAACUGGGGUGAGGUGAAACCUCAUUGUGGUUUUGAUUUGAAUUUCCCUGAUUGCUAGUGAUCUCGAACAUUUUUUCAUGUGUCUGUUGGCCAUUUGGAUUUCCUCUUUUGAAAAAUGUCUAUAGAGGUCCUUGGCCCAUCUCUUAAGUGGGUUGUUUGUUUUGAUGUUAUGGAGAUUCUUGAUUUCUUUGUAGAUUCUGGUUACAACCCUUAUCAGUUGCAUAGUUUGCAAAUAUAUUUUCCCAUUCUGUCGGUUGUCUCUUCACUUUCCUGACUGUUUCUUUUGCAGUACAGAAACUUCUCAAUUUGAUGCAAUCCCAAAUGUUAAUUUUGGCUUUGACUGCCUGUGCUUCUGGGGUGUUUUCCAAGAAGUCAUUGCCGGUAACUAUAUCUUGCAGGGUUUUUCCAGUGCUCUCCAAUAAUUUGAUGGUGUCAGGUCAUAGAU
Messenger RNA from Oryctolagus cuniculus (rabbit), 14371 nucleotides. The record is from RefSeq and is a predicted model, not a curated record. NCBI's taxonomy places the organism in Eukaryota, Metazoa, Chordata, Mammalia, Lagomorpha, Leporidae.